AUGCAGUCUAAUAAGGACCUGCCUGCACCUACUGGAUCACAGACUAUCCCUCAAAUUCCUGUGGGUUUCUCCCUUAUGGCCUCUGCAGACGAGGUGGAUUUUGCUGUCUCGGAUGAGAUACAAUCUAUUCUGGACACUACCAUGUCCAAAUCAAUGUCCAAAGCAUUAGCCUCUGCCAUGGACGUUAUGUCUACGUCUUUAUCCAAGACGUUUACACAGGCCAUAUUACAAGCUCAAAUGUCGGUCCCUCCAACCUCUCAGACGGUCGCGAUACCCACUGCCUCUCAUCCAGGCCGUAAAGCACUGGCAACGACAAAACAUGCCAAAACUAUUAUGAUGGACAGUAUACCACCUGCCACAGAUGGCGCACGAGUGAAUCCACCGCACAAAAGAGCCACAGGCUGGGUAAAAGCGGCAAGGUUAUGGAAACGGGCUAAAGCCCAACAUGAUUCUGCUGAGUCAGAACUCAGUGAUGAGGAGGUGUAUGAUCAGGAGUCCGCUUUGGACCCGUCUGAUGAUUUAUCUGACCCUGAGUCAGACUAUGCAAUAGGGGAAGGUGAAAUCCCCUCUCAUGUUUACCCCUCUGAUGGGGCUUUAGGGACUAUAGUAAGUCACCUAUUGUCAUCUGAGGCAGAGAAAAUUCUAGAUCCACAGGGUGAACCGCUUUUUGACCCUGAUGACUUACGUCAUCCAAGAUCGGCCAAAUGGUCACCUUUUGAGCAUGUGGCAUGCUAUAUUGGUGCCUGGGUGCGCAAACCUCUUGAAAGAGUCACCUGUAAUAUGUUGAGAGCUGAAUGCCCAUGCCCCACAGUACCUGACGAAGUGUGCAAAACACCUCAGGUCAAUCCAAAGAUCGCUCAAUUUUUAGGCAAGUCUGGCUGGAAACUCAGAAAGGGUCUAGACGUCUCACUCUGA
Pelobates cultripes (western spadefoot toad) is the source of this 915-nucleotide messenger RNA. The record is from the annotation of a GenBank genome assembly. NCBI's taxonomy places the organism in Eukaryota, Metazoa, Chordata, Amphibia, Anura, Pelobatidae.